Molecule: messenger RNA, 2176 nt
Organism: Mya arenaria
Lineage: Eukaryota; Metazoa; Mollusca; Bivalvia; Myida; Myidae
Exons: 10
Coding region: 99-1823 (574 amino acids)
Source: RefSeq, a predicted model, not a curated record
CUGUGUCUAAAAUAAUAAGUAACAAGUGUAACACAAUUUCCAAUGGAUACGACCAAACAAAAUCACUCGUAUCAUUAAAUAAAUAACUUUGCGGAGAUAUGCCACGACAUUGGAUGCUUAUUUGUGCUCAACUUGCCGUAAUCACUUCAGCUCUUGUUGACUACGUCUGUGACGCCGAGAACAAGUAUGGAACUAUAUCAGUGGUAGGACCCGCCUUUGUGAACAGGGAGGUAACACUGAAAGCGACACCGUUCUACCCUUGGGGAUGUAAGGUAGAAUGGAGAUACAUAAUGGAAGGUGGUACACAAUUACAAACAAUGCAAAGGACUAAUGUUACAACAUAUUCGGAGGAUGGGUCAUUCUUUUUAAAAUGGUGGCCUUCAAUUGAGUACAACAAAUCUGAAUUCUACGCCGGAUGUUCAACAAACGAAACGAUAAGAACAAGCAUGGUACAUAUACAUAUGAAAGAAGAAGGUAACCUGCCCGAGCUAAUAGUUCCUAAAUUCCUUGAUGGAGAAGGUUCAACAACAAUAUGUGAAGUGCGUAAUGCUUUUCCCGCUCCGGAAAUAGAAAUACACGUUGACAAUGUAUUACUAGCUGACGCUCAACAAACCGAUUCAUUUAACCGAUCAUCUCAUACGAUUACAAGUUUAGCAAAGGUGACAAAGGCUAACAAAACGUGGAAUGGAAAACAAAUGUGCUGCACCAACAAAAUCAAAUAUGAUAUUGGUUUAAACGAUAAGACCGUCUGCAAACACAUUAAUAUGAAAUAUCCGCCGUCGGACCUUUCGAUGUCCAUAGACAAAAUACAUGAAUAUACCAACAGUGUUCAUGUCUAUUUAUUUAACAUGUCUUGUGAAACGAAUGAAUCAAAUCCACCUUGCACAAUUGAAUGGGCAAGUGUGACCGAUAACUUGCAGUACGUUCGACGAAACAACUGGACAAAUGGUGACAGUGGGAGGUACCGUUCUGUUUCCAAUGUGCUUUUAAGUGUUUCUAAAGACAUGCCUGGAAAUAUUACAUGUGCAACAAGAUGCGAUCAUUUCAAAUCUCAUUUGAAUACAACUUAUACAGUAUCUUUUCAAGGUGACCCGACUUUGAAUUUGAACACGACAUCACCUGUUCAUUUAUAUCCGACUCUUACAGUGACCGUCAGAUGUCUUGUGGAUGAUAACGAUGAUAAAGGACAAUGGACGCUUUGGUGGGAAGAUGAAAAUAGCACUGUAAUGAAGACCUGUAACAAAACAGACGAAUGCCUGUUAACACUUCAUUAUGCGAGAGAUGGCGAAAAUAUAUACACUUGCAACGCUUGGAAAUCAAAUGAGCUUCUGAAAUAUUCCUUGACCGUGAUAAGAACAACAGCAGAUGGUCGUCAAUCCCACGAAACUGACAUUCAUACAUUCCGAUUUCCUGUCAUCAAUGUACUUAUCGGAGCAGGUGUUAUAGGUGGACUCUGCAUCCUGUUUGUUAUUGGAGGAUGUAUGCUUCUUAAACGGCAAAAGAUCGACGUAAUUAACACAGUAGAAAUUGUUGAAAACCACAGCGACACCUCGUCGGACAAUGGAGUGCUACACAUAUCAACGGAAGGAGUCCAGUACGCAGUCGUGCAGAGGCAGGCGGCCACACAGAGGAUUGAAACGCAGAACCCACAGGAUGAUGAAUGCCUCAAAUACGCCGAAUUGGACAUCAAAUUCCUACAGGCAGCCAACGCCCGAGUCCCGUCAAGGAAAAAGAAUACGCCGACGGAGUAUGCUGACAUUGAGUUCUUUUCGACACAGGGACCUGUUGUUGAACAUCCUGGGUACCAUUAUGCAUCAGUGUAGAUGUAGAUCAAAAGAUCAAAGCAUAUAACCCGAACAUACCACCUUAUUGUCAUGUUUCUAUAUUGUAUUUCAUAUGUAUGAUUUUUAUAUAAUCAAUUGUACCAAUAGUGUUAAGUCUAGUUUUACUGUUAUUAUUAUUCAUUGAAGUAUGUAUUUCCUCAGUCAUACAAAUGUUCGAUAUAGUUUACACCUUAGUCAUGCCACUCCUUAUCAUAAAAAUGUUUGCAAUUUGGUAGUUUUAUUUUGCUGUUGUUCCAUAUGAUCUUUUGAUUUUAUAUAUGGUAAUGCCCAAGAUUAUGUUUUAAGAAAAGGCAUUUUAUCGGAUUAACUCUCACUCACUCACUCGCUCACUC